Messenger RNA from Haliotis rufescens (red abalone), 5022 nucleotides. RefSeq names its product EF-hand calcium-binding domain-containing protein 6-like. Bases 146 to 4780 code for a protein of 1544 amino acids. The transcript is spliced from 30 exons. Gene Ontology annotation, cellular component: nucleoplasm. Lineage: Eukaryota; Metazoa; Mollusca; Gastropoda; Lepetellida; Haliotidae. Gene Ontology annotation, molecular function: calcium ion binding. The record is from RefSeq and is a predicted model, not a curated record.
UUGACAACAGAGUUGGCGGCACAUGGCAACGCAGACUCCGUGCACCUUGACUUAUGAUAACGGUGCUGGCAACGAUCAAAAUAAUUUCAUGGCACCGUGUUGGAUUUACUGAAAAGAAACAGAGAGCAAGUAGCGUUUGAUCAGUAUGGCGAGUGUGAUGGCGGGCCUGCUACCAGAAACGCAGGGGGUGCAGUUCACGGCCAGACCAGCACUGAGGACACGGGAGAGUCUGGCACUGAGGGCACCAUCACGCGCUGGACGCCCCGCAGCCAUGGGGGCAGAUCACCCUGUCACAGCCAGAGCAGGCAAUGCGGCCAUGUCCAGUAUUGAGAUUGAGGCGCAGCUCCGGGAGAAAGUCCGCCUCAAGUUCGACAGUCUGAAGCAGGCCUUCCAGACGUAUGAUGUGGACCAGAACUUGAGUAUAACCAAGGGGGAGUUCCGGCGAGUUCUGGAGUCGUUCUGCUUCCCCCUCACAUCAGAGCAGUAUGAAGCCGUUCUAGUCAAGGUGGAGCGUAACCCCAAUGGAACUGUGCGUUAUCAGGACUUCCUGGAGAAGUUCCAUGGGAAAGGCAGCACCGGCAGCCGUGAGAAGUGGAUGAGUGGCCAGCAACGGUACGCUCACCAGCCUCCCACUAAGGAGAUCAACAUGGAUGUUGUGGAGAGGAUGGUCAGAGAGAAGCUGAGCGGCAACUUGAAGGCGGUGAUCAAGGCCAUGCAGCUGUUUGACUACAACAUGGACGGCAAGAUUCAGCGGCAUGAGCUACGCCGGGUGCUGGAAAACUACUGCUUCAAGUUCACAGACCAGCAGUUUGACAAACUGUGGCAGAGGUAUGACUUCCACCACACAGGGACGGUGAACUAUAAGGAGUUCCUGCAGCGGAUGGGGGUCACGCCACAGAGGCCCAACAGCAAGCCUGCCCCAGGGGUACCAGGAGCACUGACCUGGCCAGCCAUGACUAACCAUGACAAGCAGCAGGUGGGAGGUCUGUCCGACUUCCGCAUCCGCAACCAGCAGCAGCGAGACCAGCAGAUGCUCAACCAGAUGACCUUCACUCAGAUUGAGAUGGAGUUCAGGAACAGGAUGAAGACCAACUACGUUAACCUGAAGAAAGCCUUCAUGUCGUUUGACAAGCAUCUGGAUGGGUUCAUCUCCCUGGACGACCUGAAGGCCAUCCUCACCAACUUCACCAUCCCCAUGUCCGACCAGCUAUUCAGUCAACUCAUGGAGAGGUGUGGUGUGAAGGGAAGCCACAAGAUAUCCUGGGAAAUCUUCUUGGAAAAGUUCCAGAAUCCAUGGAUGGUCGGAAAUGGACAAACACUGCCCAUCAAACCUAAUCACAAGUUCUUCCCCAUCAUGGAGACGCAGAAGAUGAUGGAGGCUGAUGACAUCUGGUACCAGCUGUACCGCCACGUCCAGUCUAACUACUCCUCCUUCAAGAGUGCCUUCCUUGAGUUUGAUGGGAAUCGGAAUGGGCGGAUCACAAGAAAAGAGCUGCGUCGUAUCAUCGAGAAAUUUGCGUUCCGCCUGGAUGAGGAACAGUUCAGGAAAAUGAUGGUGACGUUAGAUCCUCACCACAGCAACAGCAUCUCCUACCACAAGUUCCUCGACUUCUUUGAGGAGAAGGAAACCAAGGAAGGACACAAGUGGUUAAACUCUUGUCACAGAGUUAACGAGCACCAGCAGCCUGCAAUAUUAGCAUGGGAAACUGUAGAAGAUUUAUUACGGGCAAAGAUCUCUGAGCACUGGAAGACUGUAGCCGAGGCAAUAAUAUGUUAUGACCACAGAGCUGAGGGAGUUAUCUCCCCUGUCAACUUGAAACGUGUAAUUGAUGAUUAUGUUUUACCUGUGUCUGAGGAACACUUUCAACAUCUGCUGCGUCGCUGCACGGGUCGGUCAGAUGGAAUGGUCAGCUAUGUGGAGUUCCUGCAGGGAUUGGACAUCGACAUCAUCCCCGGCGACAUCAACGGCCUCAGCACACAGAUCAACGACAGUAGUGAAUUCACAGAGCUACAGCGCCAGGAGGGCCAGAGAGCAAGACAACACAUGGCUGAUGUUCACGCCUUCAACAGAACGGGAACAAUGUCAGCAGAGGAAGUGAUAGCAAGGCUCAAGGACAGACUCAGUCAGCACCAUGCUGGCGUCAGGAAAGCAUUCCGCAACUUUGACAAGAGAGGCAGGGGAAAAAUAUCGAAGAAGGUUUUCAGACAGGUGUUAAUAACCUUUGGAAUAGUGAUGACCGAUGAGCAGUUCAAUGUCCUUGUGUCCAAGCUGGACUUCCACGGCGGCUUCAUGAACUACUCCGACUUCCUGGCCAGUUUCGAUGACCCCCGCCCAGGCGGUGCUGGGCAGGACAUGAUGCGGACAGACAAUCACCACGUCAACCCCAUCAGAGGGGACGAAUACGGCAUGAGUGCACUCGAAGUUGAGUCCAAACUCAGGGCGAAGCUUAGAGAAAACUUUGCUGACUUGAGGGGAGCCUUCUACAAGUUUGAUGAUAAUCACACUGGCAGUCUGAGGAAGAACAACUUCCGUCGCAUGCUGGACGCAUUCAUGUUGGUCAUGACGGACGAGGAGUUUGAGAAGCUGUGUAACAGGAUGGGCAUCUCAAAGGACAGCCGCAUCACCUACCAGGAAUUUCUGGACCGGUUUGAGGUCCGGGACACAGAAGACGGACACCAGUGGCUUAACUCUGUACACAUGUACAAUAAUGUCCAGCCAGCCAAGCCCUUCACAGCGGAGGAGGCCCAUGAGAUGCUGAAGGUUAAAGUCCACCGGCAAUGGAGUGAUCUUGCUGAUGCGUUCCUCAAGAUGGACAAGAAAACAGGGAAGGGGUUGAUCCGGCGCCAGCAUCUCCGGGAAGUCCUCUACAAGUUUGUCCUGCCCAUGACUAGAGAGGAGUUCAAGAAACUCUGGGCAAGGUAUGACGAGGAAGGGAAAGGGUACAUAUCUCACCAGGACUUCCUCAGGAAGUUGGGGGCGGAGAAGUUCGGGCCAAUGGACGAGGGGUUGAGCAUGACAAUCAUCGAUGAGAGCAGACGUCAUCUGGAGGAGCACAACAGAGCCCAGCAGAUGAAGCAUGAGGACAUCACCCAGAAACAGGCCAGUCUCGGCAGCGGCAUGACGGCAGAGUGGGUCGAGAGGCAGCUGAGGGACCGGAUCAGGGACCACUACUCCGACUUCCACUCGGCAUUCCGCAAGUACGACACCAGGAAGAGGGGUUGGCUGUCACCGACAGAGAUACAGAAGGUGCUGGUCGACCUCAACUUCUUCAUCAGUGAUGACGAGUUUGACAGGCUGCUGGAGAGGCUUGGACUACACAACGACAGGAGCCGAUUGGACUACGGCAUGUUCCUCAAGGCAUUCCAAGAUGGCCGCAAGUCCUCUUAUGGCAAGAGGCAGCAAGAUGUCACUUUUGAGGAACAUCAAGGUUUGAGUCCACACGAUGCAGAGACCAAGCUACACAAUAAGAUGAGGACACAUGGAGACGCUAUUGGAAGGGCAUUUGCAGCAUUUGACAAGCAGGAGAAGGGUAAGAUCUCGGUGCCAGACUUCCGCCGUGUUGUGGACCUGUUCUGCUUCAAGCUGUCUGAGCCUCAGUGGAAACACCUCAAGUCGAGGCUGAGGGUGGUGGACGACAUGGUGGACUACACAUCAUUCCUCAGCCAGUACGGCACAACAGAGCAAGAGGAUCAGGAUCGUUGGUUGGACAUUCUGCAGCAGACCAUGAAGGGCCGACAGGGCACCCAGCUGAUGGCCGUGGACGAGGUGCAAGAAAGGCUCCAGGAGGCUGUCACAGCUCACUACUACAACCUUGAUCGAGACUUUGCAGACAUCGACUAUGCUAGGAUCGGGGUUGUGCCUAAAGCUGACUUCCGGGAAGUGUUACAGAAGCAUGUCUUCAGGCUCACGGAUGAACAGUUUGAGAAGCUAUGGAUUUCUCUGCCUGUCAAUGAGUUCGGCAAUAUUGAUUACAAGGAAUUCAUGCAGCAGUUCUCAGGCAGUGGUGAUGCUCCACCCAUGUCUCAGCCUGCCAAUCAGAUGGUACCGCCUCCAGAAGCAAACCCAUCACAAGCCAUAUUUGGAAACCGACCACAAACGACGGCAUCAGCAAGGGCACCAUCCAGGCUAGAACAGCAACGUCCCGCCACCAUGCAGUCGCGUGCCAUGUCGCGUAUGUCCACACCUCUUGUCAACGCUGACAUGGCGGAGAGGCGCCUCAAGGAGGUCAUCUACCGCAACUGGAAGGAGAUCCAGCGCCAGUGUCGCCAUUAUGAUCCAACCAAUACUGGCACCAUCAACAUCUAUGACUUCAGAGACAUCAUGAGUGCUUUCAGUAUACAAAUGCCACCGGAGGACUUCCGCAGGAUCGUCACCAAGUUUGACCUUCAAGAAAACGGCACAUUCUCUUACGCAGAGUUUCUCCGGCACUUCCUUUUGAAUCUCAAGCAGAGGGAAAACUCCAGUCUUCUGUCACGGCAGAAGAUUCAUCAACCAAAGAUGACAAUCCAGCCAGGUGUUGCAAGUGACAGGUUCUAUGAUGCAAUGAUGCGGCUGCGCAGUUGCGUAACAGACAACUGGAAGGAGAUGAGGCGGACGUUCAGGAAGCUGGAUGAGGGAGCAACGGGAGUGGUUGAUGCUGUAGACUUCAGGCGGGUCCUCCGCCAGUUUAACGUCAAUUUGUCGGAGGAUGAGUUCUUCCAUUUGAUGUCCUACUAUGACAAGAACGUCGGCGGCUGCAUCAGCUACAACGACUUCCUGAGAGCCUACCUCAUGUCCUAGGACAACACGCACAUCAAGCACCAGCAAUACUAGAUCGGUGGAAGUUAAUCAAAAGCAAAAGUAACAUGAUCAUGAUAACAUGAUAACUAAAAAAACCUUUCUCCGUAGAACUAAAAUGUACUGGAAUUCAAUUGACAGACUCAUCCCAUAGCCUUCCUAAAGAUUAAACAACAUUAAACUAAUUCAGAAUUUCAAAUUCAAAUUAAGUGUAUAAUUUUUUUUGUUUUUAAAAAAAAAAAAAA